AUGGAUAGCACUCCAGCAAUUGACAUACCUAACAGCAAAAGUCGACCAAAACAAAUAGUUGUCUCUGCCAGAACGAACGGAAACACGCUAUCUAGCUCUUUAAUUUCAGACAGUCUGGACCAUCAACGGAACACAGAAGCAGAAAGCAAUAGUUUACCAAACUACACAGAAUCCGGUAUUUCGCCAACUUACUACUCCUCUAGUGGCAUACCUAUCCGAACUUCACAUCAAACGAACGAUGCUACUUUGGCAGGCUCACCAGUAUUCAAUGAUCGCUCUCGAAUUUUCUUCAAGCACAGUGCAGCUUGUAGUUGCCGUGGAUCCGGUGUAGGAUGCGAUUGUUCAAAGACAUGCUCAUGUUAA
Molecule: messenger RNA, 363 nt
Organism: Mycotypha africana
Lineage: Eukaryota; Fungi; Mucoromycota; Mucoromycetes; Mucorales; Mycotyphaceae
Exons: 2
Coding region: 1-363 (120 amino acids)
Source: RefSeq, a predicted model, not a curated record